This is a messenger RNA of Bradysia coprophila, 1410 nucleotides long. RefSeq names its product phosphatidate cytidylyltransferase, mitochondrial. Gene Ontology annotation, molecular function: phosphatidate cytidylyltransferase activity. Gene Ontology annotation, biological process: cardiolipin biosynthetic process; CDP-diacylglycerol biosynthetic process. Gene Ontology annotation, cellular component: mitochondrion. Lineage: Eukaryota; Metazoa; Arthropoda; Insecta; Diptera; Sciaridae. The record is from RefSeq and is a predicted model, not a curated record.
UUGGUCUUCGUGUUUGUGUUCGUGUCGCUGCAAACAUCUUUUUAGUAUGAAGUUUUCGUCUAAGAAAAAAACAGCAAACAGCCACCGAAAAAAUUAUUAAACCUGUGAACAGUGCCUGUAGUUCGUAAAGAAAUUUAGUGAAAAAGUAAGUUCAUCAUCUGUUUAUGCUGUAGAUGUACUGAAGUGUGUGGAUUUUGUGCGAUAGCCGUUGAAAAUCUGAAUAUGGGGAAAAUGUGAGGUUAAAAGAGCUGCUGUUCCACCUAAGAAAAAAGAAACGACAAAACAUCACAGUUUUUCCGAUGCCCGAUGGUAUUAGCGCCCUAGAAACCAGCUCUCGAGUCGCCAAAUCUUUUCGAAAAUGUCGAGGUCACUGUCCAGCGGUAGAUGGAACAUUUUGUCGAAGUUUCCGAACAAUUUCUCGUUCUGUUUUGCGUACGGGUCCGGGGUAAAAAAGCAGCUUGGCUAUGCCGAUGGAAAUAGUGCCAAAAAGCCGAUGAUCGAUUUGGUAUUUUGUGUGAACGAUUCGUUCGAGUGGCAUCGCAAUAACAUGCAAAUUAACUCGUCACAUUAUUCGGCUGUCCGGAUGCUGGGCAGUUCUGCCGUUGCAAAAAUUCAAACACAAUUCGGAGCACGGGUGUAUUGUAACACGUUGAUAACAUUGGAUGACGGUUCUACUAUCAAAUAUGGCGUUGUGACUACAAAUGACCUGACGAGUGAUUUGAUCGAUUGGACACACCUGUAUCUGGCAGGACGUUUACAUAAGCCGAUUGAGGUGCUCUACCCGCCGGAACCGGACAUUCAGAAUGCGAUUGCAACCAAUUUUAGGAACGCUCUACAUGUCUCCCUAUGUUUGCUACCGGAGCGAUUCACUUACUUCGAUCUGUUCUACACAAUUGCAAAUCUUAGUUACGCUGGAGAUUUUCGAAUGAUUUUCGGUGAAAACAAGGACAAAGUGAGGAACAUCGUCGCGCCACAGUUAUCGGAUUUUCGUGACCUUUACGUACCAAUUCUGACCGGUCACUCUCGUUAUUUGAAUCUGCCAACGAAUGAAUCCGGUCAACUUGUUCAGGAUAAAUCCGAAACGACAACGCUAUACCAUUUGCAGCAUUUGCCAAAGACGUUACACAAGGAAAUAUUUCGUAGAAUGGCGACGGAUGAACGUUCCUUCGAACAUCUAUCUAAAGACCCGAAUUUGCCUCGAAUUGUUCAGAAGAGUGUCAACCAGAUCGUUUGGAAUAGCAGCGUGUCUCAAUCCUUAAAGAAUAUUCCAACAGCUGGCCUGUCCAAAUCGAUUCGAUACAGUUGGAAGAAAGUGCUGAAAACUGUGGGGCUGUGAUCCGAGAGAUGAUUUGUUAAAAUUGAAAUUAGAAUUGUUAUUAGUCUGAAUACAGAGCAUUAUCAGUAGUCGAA